Cicer arietinum (chickpea) is the source of this 706-nucleotide messenger RNA. Its product is annotated as large ribosomal subunit protein uL24y. NCBI's taxonomy places the organism in Eukaryota, Viridiplantae, Streptophyta, Magnoliopsida, Fabales, Fabaceae. The record is from RefSeq and is a predicted model, not a curated record. Gene Ontology annotation, molecular function: structural constituent of ribosome; RNA binding. Gene Ontology annotation, cellular component: large ribosomal subunit; ribosome. Gene Ontology annotation, biological process: translation.
UUGGUAUAUACAUUCAUUUCAUCGUUGCCGUCAGAAAAGAGAGGUGAGAGAACACAAAACACAAUGAAGUUCAAUCCAAGGGUUUCAAGCAGCCGUCGCAAGAGCCGCAAGGCUCAUUUCACGGCGCCGUCAAGCGUCCGUCGCGUUCUAAUGAGCGCACCUCUCUCCGGCGACCUACGUUCAAAGUACAACGUGCGUUCCAUGCCCGUUCGUAAAGACGACGAGGUUCAGGUUGUAAGAGGCACUUUUAAGGGACGCGAGGGAAAGGUUGUUCAAGUUUAUCGCAGGAAAUGGGUGAUUCACAUCGAACGCAUAACACGUGAGAAAGUUAAUGGUUCAACCGUUAAUGUUGGUGUUAACCCUUCGAAAGUUGUUAUCACUAAGCUUCGUUUGGAUAAGGAUCGUAAAUCUUUGCUUGAUCGUAAGGCUAAGGGUCGUGCUGCUGCUGAUAAGGAAAAGGGCACUAAGUUUGCUCCUGAAGACAUUAUGCAAACUAUUGAUUAGUUUCUCAUGUUUUUUCUUUAUAAUCCUUUUUUGAUUAUUGAUAUUAUUAUUACUAGUUUUGUUUGUAUUACUGCUAUAACUUGAUGGUUUGAACGACUUGUGGUUUAGAUCUGAAUUAUUUCAGAAUUUUGAGGUUGUUAUGUUUUGUUUAAUUUAAUGGAAUGCUUGACAUUAUCACUGUCAAAGUUUCUGUUUGUUUAGA